AUGUAUACAUUUAUGAUCUAUGAGAGUGAGACAAAGCCAAAUGAAACUGAGAGUCUACAAAGAAGUCCUGUUUCUUUCGAGUUCACCGACAUAGUUAAAGCUGAAGAUGGAUUGAACCAAAAAAAGCUCAGAGAAAUCAAAAAAUCUAGAGUAGAGUUAAUCAAACGGAAACCGAGAAAUAUGUUCAUGAUCUUUCGCGGGCUAGUUAAACAUUUGAUAUUGAAGAAAAUACCAAACGGUUCAUUUGCUGAUGUAUCAAAAAUAUCAUCCAUGGCAUGGUCAAAGAGAACCCCAGAUCUUGAAAAAUAUGUCAAGUAUCUUUCGAAACAAGAAGAGACAUACCAAAACAGGCACUGCCUCAAUAAUCCUAGCUUGAAAAAGGAUGAAGCCAGAACUAGGUCUCCGCUAAAUAACGCCUCCAUAGUGGGUUUCAACUGUAGAGUUUUUAAGCAUUAUCAGGUGACCAAAAGUAGGAGUAAAAGUAAGCCGCACCACAGUGUUACUACCAGAAAGCUUUUUCCAGGAAAGUUUAGGAUUGAGGACAUUUAUGUAAACAGCGUCUAA
Messenger RNA from Pichia membranifaciens NRRL Y-2026, 564 nucleotides. RefSeq lists its product as hypothetical. The coding region runs from base 1 to 564 and encodes 187 amino acids. Lineage: Eukaryota; Fungi; Ascomycota; Pichiomycetes; Pichiales; Pichiaceae. The transcript has 2 exons. The record is from RefSeq and is a predicted model, not a curated record.